GAAACCAUGUUUUUAUACUUACUACCCACUACAACGUUACAAUAAUUAACUAUCGUGGGUUAUACUAUAGCAUCAUCGAAUAAAUUAUACACAGAAUAUGUAUUAUUAUUAUAUGUAUCUGUACUAUCUUGAUCUAAUAGUAUUUUAUUUGUGAUAGUAAUUGAAAAAGGUUGUGAUAAAGCGAGUGCCGACUGCCGAGUUUUCUCAGUUCUCGACUAUGUCUUGUGGGGCCAUCCCGUAACUUGUGUGUCAAAUGCCAAUAGUUGUCAAUCCUUAAUAGCAUAUUAGCGUUAUCUAUGCGUAUACUUUUGUGUCUUUACCCUAUUAUCCCUAUACCUAUAGUUGUACCUUUCGAGUUGUGGUGAUUAAACAUUUGAACGGUUGAAUUUUCCCUGUGUUCGUCCAUGUUCUUCUGUGCUCCAACAAUUGUUUUGACAUUUAUGUGUAUUUUUUUUUAAAUCGAAUUUGUUCUUCCGUACACUACCCGGGCGCCUGGAUACAUUGUAUACAUUACCUUAUUAUAUAUACAAACUGAAUUUUAUCGUCAAACACGUUCGCCACCGUUAUGUCUAAUAAGUAUAAAAACUAUGAUGCAUGCGCCGAUUGCAGUGCUCCAGAUUCAGAUUGGGUAGUUGUAAAUCGUGGAUUAUAUAUUUGUGACGAAUGUUGUAGUAUUCAUCGUAGUAUUGGUCGACAUAUAUCACAGAUCAAAAGUUUAAGUGCCGACUGGUGUCCAAUAACAUUAAAUAUGGUGAGGACUUUACAUCAAGCUAAUGUUAAUACACUUUGGGAACAUGCUUUAAGCGAUAAUAAGAAUUACAGAAAAAAACCUACUCCUAAGGAUCCACUACCAUUAAAAGAAGAUUUUAUACGUGCUAAACAUAGACAGCAGUUGUUCAUAUUAAAAAGUAGUGAUACCAGAGAAGAUUUAAAUCAACAAUUACAUUCUAGUGUCAGAACAUCAAAUCUUGAAACAAGCUUAAGAAUCUUAGCUCAAGGAGCUGAUUCUAAUUAUUAUCAUCCUGAAAAAGGAAAUUAUCCAUUACAUGUGGCAGCUAAAGCAGGGCAAAUAUUACAGGCUGAACUGUUACUUACCUAUGGAGCUGAUCCACGUGCCAUUGAUAGCAAUGGAAAUACUCCAGCAAUUUGUGCCAAGUUAUCUGGUCAUAAAGAUAUUAAUGAUAGACUAAAUGAUAGUAUGUAUGAAGUAUUAAAUGUUCUUUCAAUGUAUGUAUUUGGACGCAAAGUAGAACAUAAAAAUGAUGUCCAUAUAAUACCAUUUGAUCCAAAUGAUGAAUGUAUCAAACAAGAAGGUGAUCAACAAGAAGCUAUACAAAAGAUGCAGCAGUUGCCUAAUUACUUGUUUGAAGAUUUAGUAUUGGACGUUUUUGAUGAAAUUGAUCGAAGAGAAACUGAAAAAAUUUGGCAACAAAAAAAUUCGCAAGCUCAUAUUAUGUCAGUACCAUUUUUGCCGGUAAAUCCUGAUUUAUCAUCAAUGAAAAAUCAAGGACGACAAAAAUUAGCUUGUUAUGGUCAAAAAGAAUUUAAAAAUCUUGUCAAGCAAAUUUUGAUUGAAAUAAACAGAAGGACUCAACCAGUGAAUAAAGUUAUUUCAAAAUUAAAAUAUGAUGAUGAUGAACCACUUUAUGAUCAUGUUGCUUCUGAUGAAGACUAUGCAACACCUGAACAAAUUGCUGCAAUGAUGACAAUACAAAUUAAACCACCUAUUAAUUUAAACAGUAAAGAGAAUAGUUUUCAAAUAGAAAAAAAUGCUAUUGAAGAAACCAUAGAUUCAAACAAAAUGAGUAUGAAUCAUAUAGUGCCUAAUUUGCCUUUGUUUAAUGGUAAGGCCUUCGAAACAAAAUUAUCAGAGUCUGAGGCCAAAAUUUCCAAAUUGAUUUCAGAAAUUGAUUUACUGAAAAAAAAAGUAGAAGAAGUUACUAAAGAAAAUUUAGAAUUAAAAUGUGAAAUGUUACGACAAAAACAACCAACACUGGCAAUCAAUGAAAACGAGUGUGGUGAUGUUAAACAACCGAUAAGACCUGUAUCAAUGUAUGAAACUCGGGAAGGAAUAAAAUGUGAUAUGAAUCAAAGUACACAAACAGGUAGUUUACCAUUAUAUGAAGAUGUUGUUCGUCAUACUGCUCAAGUAACUAAGGGUAUACAAGAACUAUGGACUAAUAUAAGAUCAUCAGAAGCUUGUAAAGCAUUUGUUCCUGGCACUGAAAAAAUUAGGACUGCUGUAGUUGAACUUACUGCAAUAUUUCCACAUAGUAUUAAUGAUGAUGUUCUAAAAUCGGCAUUAUGGUCAUUGAAUACAAAUACUACUCAACUACAACUUGAAUGUGCAUGUUUGGAAGCUGGUGUUGAAAGAGUGCGGGAUUGCUCAUUCAAUAUUGCAAAAGCUACUAAACAGCUUUUGACAAGGUUUUGACUAUAAUCGAUGAUAGUAAACUAAUAAAUAUUUUUAAAAUUUAUAAAUAUAUAUUUAAAUUUAAAUCUUUUACUAAGUUCCUUUUAAUUAUUUAUUAAUAUAAAUAUAUACAUACAGGGUAAUAUUUGUGUUAUAAUUUAAGUUUAAUUAAUACAAUUUAUAUCAAAAUAAUAUUGAGCAUAAUAACAUUGUCUAUUGGUCUAUUAUUUUAUUGUAAACUUCGCACCUAAU
Molecule: messenger RNA, 2665 nt
Organism: Rhopalosiphum maidis (corn leaf aphid)
Lineage: Eukaryota; Metazoa; Arthropoda; Insecta; Hemiptera; Aphididae
Gene: Git
Product: ARF GTPase-activating protein GIT2
Exons: 13
Coding region: 566-2434 (622 amino acids)
Biological process (GO): brain development; regulation of ARF protein signal transduction
Molecular function (GO): protein binding; GTPase activator activity
Source: RefSeq, a predicted model, not a curated record